This is a messenger RNA of Penicillium daleae, 987 nucleotides long. RefSeq lists its product as uncharacterized. The annotation marks the transcript as partial. The record is from RefSeq and is a predicted model, not a curated record. NCBI's taxonomy places the organism in Eukaryota, Fungi, Ascomycota, Eurotiomycetes, Eurotiales, Aspergillaceae. The transcript has 3 exons.
AUGAAUACUGUUAUUGCUGUUAUCGGUGCCACGGGUAAUCAAGGGGGCGCCGUGGCCCGUUCCUUGCUCCAGAACACCCACUUCAAGGUUCGUGUCGUCACACGCAAUGCCAGCUCUGAGGCUGCUAAGGCGCUGGCCUCGGCUGGAGCCGAAGUGGUUGAAGCAAGCGGCUUCAACCACCAAGAGAUGGUGACUGCCUUGAAAGGUGCUUCGGCGUUGUAUGUCAACAUCAACUCGGACGAUAAGGCAUGGAAAGACCCUAAUAGCCCAACCGAGUUCGAUUUGGGGAAGGCAAUUGUCGAUGCGGCAGUCGAAGCAGGUGUUAAGAAUCUGGUCUACAGUGGGGGUCCCCCAUGCACGCAGAUGACUGGAGGUAAAGUCAGCAUGAAGGCAAUGGAUAUGAAGUAUCGGGUUGAACAGUACGCCAGAGAGCUGGGCAAGUUCCAGUCACUUGUUGUUGUUAACCCUGCGUGGUAUUUCGAGAAUUUCCUUGUCAAGGAGGUGGCUCCAGUCUUUGGAGGAUUCCCACACUUCCCCGACAACGAGGGCUUUUUGACUUUCCGUGUGCCAAACUGGGGCGGAGACAACAAAGUCCCGUUCCUGAGCAUCAGUGAAGAUUAUGGAGAUAUCAUUCACGGUGUUUUCCUGGACCCGACUCGGUGGAAUGGCCUUGUCCUGCACGGCGCGAGCGAUAUCCUUGGGUUUGACGAGUUAACGGCCAGUUUCGAAGCUGUUACUGGAAAGAAGUCCCGGUUCGACCCAAUCCUACCUACGUGGGAAGCAUUUGACACCCAUGGGAUUCCUGAGUUGGAGGAUGUCAAGCUCAUGUUUGGUUUCACCCAGAACACUGGGGGUCGUUACUUCGGUGAAGAGCCUAGCGAGAACAGCACUGCUGCUGAACUGAAGAAGAUUACCGCGGAGGCAUUGGGACGGCCCAGAGAGCAGCAUGCUUUGCUCACAGCGAAGAACUUUUUCCUGGCCAAAUUU